AGAAGACGAAAUAGUCUCGUUCUAGAAAAGCUGUUGAUCACGCCUUGCAGUGGAAGCAUACAGAAUUGUCCAUAUCUACCCAUCAAACCUUUUCGACCUACUUAUGAUUUCAAAGUCUCAGAGCCUUGCGACGGUUUGUUUUGUAUCUAUACCAAAACCAAUGAUCUUAAGUUUAACCUUGUCAAUCCUGCUACUAAUAGCCGCCGCAUACUCCCUGAUCCCACCUCUACCCUCGAUGAAGUUUAUGGGCAAUCGAUGUAUUCGUUGCUAGGGAUCGGAAGAGAGAAUGGUGUGAUUCCAAAGUAUAAGCUAUUAUGGUUUUUCCAGUGUAAUGACAAAUUGGUGAAUGAAUUUACUAGGUGCAAGGUUUUGUCUCUUGACUCUAAUAGUUGGAGAUACGUAGAUCCACCCAACUGUCGAAUUUACUGUGACCAACCUAUAAUUCACUUGGAUGGAGUGCUCUAUUGCUUCAGCUUCAACCGCGAAGAGAUGGGUUACGGCCAACCGUGCAUCUGUAAACUACUAGCUUUUGAUCUUCACACAGAGACGUUUCAUAGUUUUUCUACUCAGGAUUUGGAGUCUAGAGACUGCCGUGAAUUAAGCAUGUGUAUUCUUAAUCAUCGUCCAUGCAUCUUCAAGAAACGUCUUGGUAAUAACGACCUUCUCUUCAAAAUUUGGGGUCUAGACAUAAACAAGAGUUCAUGGGAAGAAAACGCUCUCACGCGACUCCAUAGGGAGCGAGACAUAAACAAGACAUAAACAAGAGUUCAUGGGGAUGAUAAUGUCAUUUGUUGAAAGAAAAAAAACGCUCUCACGCGACUCAAUAGGCGAAUAGGGUUUCCUUUCUUGCCGCCGCCGACGGAGCAGCCUCACGCUCUCCGGCGAGAACUCUCUCUCCCCUACUCCUCUCUGUCUCUCCAUGGCGAUCUCUGCUUCAUCCCCGGU
Molecule: messenger RNA, 945 nt
Organism: Raphanus sativus (radish)
Lineage: Eukaryota; Viridiplantae; Streptophyta; Magnoliopsida; Brassicales; Brassicaceae
Product: F-box/LRR-repeat/kelch-repeat protein At1g09650-like
Exons: 2
Coding region: 256-759 (167 amino acids)
Molecular function (GO): protein binding
Source: RefSeq, a predicted model, not a curated record